CACUAUCAAAACGUGUCCUUGUGAUCGCUGCAAAAGGGUCGCCAUGUGUGAUUUGUUACCAAUCGAGAUUUUGGAGAAAAUCCUCGCAUAUCUGGAUACCGUGGACUUGAUACAGUUCUGUGAUGUCUACCCAAAACUCCAGUUUGUCUUGCAAAACGGAAGAGUGAUUAGAACCAUCGACUUCUCCAGGAAAUUCGAGGUAAUCAAUCUUGACAUAUGUCAAUUCAUCACAACUAAGCUCAACUAUAACUGCAUAAACACUUUGAAAAUCGAUGGGAUAUAUUGGAUACCAGCUGAAGACCUUAGACGUUUAAUCAAGCGUCUAGACAACCUCAAAGAACUGUACGCCUUGGAUACCACUUUAAGCGUACUGGAGAAUGACAUUGUGGAAUAUUUCAAACUAAGAAGAUUAUCUCUAACCGUUGAAGAUGUUCAUUUCGAGCAAGAGACAGUUUUAUUCGCCAGGCACCUUUCAGAAUUGAAAUACUUCUUCGUGAAGAUAACCUGGAAGCAAGAAGACCAUGCCACUGGAGCUACAAACUUGAUGUCUUUCUUCUCAAGAAUGAAGCAGCUGAAAGAAUUGUGGGUGUGUGACAUUGAAGAAAGCUUGAACAGAAUAGACUAUGAAAGAAUAACAGUUUCAUUGCCGAAUUUGAAUAAGCUUGUUAUAAAAACGAGAGGUAUGCUACCAUAUUAUGACUGGAAAUAUUUAGGAUUGUACAAAGUUUUUGAAUGUAAAAGGAAUCAUUUUGAAACUGAUUGCAUUUGGGAAAAAGUCAGAACUAGGGGUUCCAUACUCAGACUAUCGUCAUUUGAUUCUACAAAGACUGGGCUUGAAAAAGGUUGGAAUACCUUUACGAGUUUAUGCAAAGACCUGCCUUGUGGAAUGUCAGAAAGCAGAAAACUUUAUUUAGGCGAGGAUAUCAUGAAUAUUACCUUCACAGAUUUAAAUUUUUGCCAUACGGUUUUGAUAUGUAACGCGAAAUAUUACGAAGCCGCAUUUGAAAUGCUUUCUUCUCCAAAUGCAAUAAGUUUGAAAAGGCUGAGUUUCAGAUCAUGCAUUUUUUCUACUGUUGAGCAGGAUAAAUUGAAAACUCUCACAAACGGCUUCAAAAAAAAUCAAAUUAACUCUGAGGGGCAUUCAUUCAGCGAAGUGGCUGAAAAUAUAAAGUAUUUGACUGAGUUGGAGGUCUAUACCUGCCCUGAUUGUAUUAUUGACUGGUCUGAAUCUGGUUAUAUAUCUAUAAGUACAUUCGCAAAUCUAGAAAGAUUGACAUUAGAAGUUUUACAUUUGGUAGAUGGGUCCUUUCUUGAAGAAAUAUUCUUGAAGUGUGGGAAUCUACGUUUUUUCAGUUUAACUUGUGAAAACCCCAACGAAAUGUUCUUUUUCAAUCUAUGUAGACACUUGAGACAUGCAUCUGCAUUGAGAGAUUUCAGAUUGGUGUAUAAGAAAAUUGCUAUAGACACUCUCAUCAAAAGUUUUAAUAGCAUGAGGGACAAAAAGUUACAACGGAUAUUUUUGAGCUGCGAGUAUAUACGAUAUGCUUGCAAGAAGACUGGUAAAAAUAUCUAUGCUGAAUUCUUCCAAGAGAAUCCUCAGCUCGUGUUAUUUUUUCUAGUUGCUUCUAAACAGACGGGAAAGCAGAAUAACGACAUUCAGAAAACUUUGAAUGAAUACAGGGACCACCCUUCUAAAGUUUUCCUCAUGCAUAAAGAUAUUAGUUUUGUGAAAACUGGCUUUCCUAUACCAAGUGCGCAUCACGAUAUUGUUUUCAAUCGAACGAAUGUGUCUGUUGUACAUUUUGAGGAAUUCAGCACUAUCAGUUCAUAA
Molecule: messenger RNA, 1831 nt
Organism: Acanthoscelides obtectus
Lineage: Eukaryota; Metazoa; Arthropoda; Insecta; Coleoptera; Chrysomelidae
Source: the annotation of a GenBank genome assembly